CCCGCCUGUUAAUCUGUGAAACACACGCCCCUCUCACCCCAGACACAGCCACCAGGAGGGUGUGCUGACAGAGAGAAGAGAGAGACUGAGAAAGAAGGGGAGGGAGAGAGAGGAAUGGGUGAGCUGACAAGAGGAGAGGGAGUGAAAGGAAAGAACUGCUGAGCUGGCGGAGAGCAGAUCAGAUAGAGACGGAGGACUGUCGAGCUGACGCAAAGUCUGAAGAGGGAGGUGGGUUUGAACUGGCGGGCUAACGGGGGAGAGGGAGAGAGAGAGAGAGGGAAGGACUACUGAGCUGGCCCACGCUGCACUUCUUCUCCAGCGGAAGAGAAGGACCGCGACCCUGCCCUGGAUGCAGCCUCAGACCAGCAUCAUGGUGGACCUCUUCAUUGGGAAAGUUCUAGUGCAUAACAACUGGGACAAGGACGAGCUGGACACAGAGAAGGAGAUCAUUCUCCGGCUCCAGAACCGCAUCCUGAUGUUGUUCUUCGGGUCGGGAGAGUGCGAACGCUGCCAGGAAUUUGUUCCCACGCUCAAGAACUUCUUCAAGCGGCUGACGGACGAGUUUUACGUGGAGCGCUCCGCCCAGCUGGUGCUCCUCUACGUCUCCAUGGAUACCACGGAGGAAAAUCAGGAGGAGUUCCUCAGGGACCUGCCCAAGCGCUGCCUGUUCCUGCCCUACGAGGACACCUACAGGAAGGAGUUGGAGGUGAUGUUUGAGGUAGAGGAGACCCCCACGGUGGUAGUGCUUCGGCCAGACGGCUCGGUCCUCUCCCGCAACGCCGUGGAGGAGAUCUGCAGGCUGGGCACCGACUGCUUCCAGAACUGGCAGGAAGGGGCGGAGCUUAUCGACAGGAAUUUCAUGAUGAACGAGGAGUUCGACAACAACAAAAUGCGGAGCAUCACAGACCCCAUACGCAGGCUUAAGUACAAGGUGGAGAAGAAAAAGAAGAAAAGGAAUGGUGAUGAAGAUGAAGAAGAGGAGGAGGAAGGACAGGGUCCAUGGGGGUAAAGGUGGAUGGUGACGGAACGUCCAGAUUUGUACCUAUCAUAAUCUGCUCCUCUUUAUCACACUGGGUCUUGUUAACCAAUCGAAAAACCCUGUCCCCUCCCCUAGCCCCAGUGCAAUGGUAGGCUGGUUUUACGCAAAAUCCAGUUCCAUGGUUGGAAUUACAUUACUGGUAUUUGGCAGACACUCUUACUUAGAGCAACUUAUAAGAAGAAGACAAGAGCAUAAAAUAGGGUUAAGAGCAACAGUAACCCUAGAGGUGGGAAGUAAAUUCUCAUGAAUCAGAAAACCGAGAAUGGACUGUAAUCUAGUUAAGUCUGUUAGGGACACUAAGAUAAAUAAUAACAAGAUUAACGAGAAUUAGACAAUAGCAAGAUGUACAACUUAGCAAAGUGACAAGUUCGCAGUGCAAAAAAAAAAAAAAAAAAUUAAAAAAACAACAAAAUUGAAGUGCUAUGAAAUGGAAGUCGAAUUCAACACAGUUUUAGCAGGCAAACCGUUGGCAGAAGUGCUCGGGAGGGCCAGCGGGAAGGAGCCAAUGUAUGAUUUGGAGAGCUGAGUCUGCUGUCUACGGGGGAAGGUGGGAAGUGUCUCUGCUAUUCUGACUGAUGUGGGGAGGCCAUUACCCGACCGGGUGGCCAGGACAGACAGCAGACAUAACCCGGAGUCUUCCCGGCCAAGAACAGAGCCUUGGAGGACCGCUGUGGAUACUGCAAGGUGGGAAGGAACGACCGGUGAGAUAGCACCAAGGCCAAUCCCGGGCUGUGCUGCGGGUCCCCAUUUCGGCAAGCAACGACAGGAGGAUCUGUGGAUCCACGGUGUCACAGGCCGCAGGGAGGUGGAGGAGGAUGAGGACAGAGGGAGAGGAAGUCUUCUCAAGCAGAGUGCCUCGCUGAUGGAAAGGAGCACUGUAUCUGUCAGUUGGUCAGGUCUGAAUCUGAAUCUGAAUACUGAUGUCGGUCCAACUAGUUACCUGAGAAAGUUAGAGAGUUGGUUAGACACAUCUCAUACAAGAAUUUUGGACAGGAAUGGGGACAGAGACAGGUCUGUAAUUAAUGAUGGCAGAGGGGUCAAAAGUAUGUUUCUUCAGUAGUGGGAGUGAUUUGGGUCAAAUCGAAGAAGGAGGUAGAACAUCCAGUGGAUAAGCAGGAGUUCACCAGACCAGGGAGGUGAUAAAUGGGAGGAUGUCAGAACCGAGGCUGAAGGAGAGAUAAAGGUGUCAGGUCCGAGGAGCACAGGUGCUUGGAUUUCGGGAGAGCAAGAGUUGAGAUUUGUCAGAUUUCGGUGAUGUAAUGAGUUGAAGGUGACCUAAUGAUUUUGUGUACUGGUGGCCACUCUGCAUUACCUGGUGGUGCUGUGGGAGGGAAUUAUCACCAUGGUGAUCGAGCUUGCUGAGAAAGAAUGGGGGAUGUUCUCCUAGACAGCUUAUCCAAGAUCUGCUGACCCCGACAUCUAAUCCAGGCUGAGACUGACCCCAGAUCAGUGGUAAGCAGUAAUCUGCCCCAGCUCAUAGUAAGAGUUGAUCCCAAAUCAGUGCAAGGUGGUAAUCAAGACCAACUCUCUGAGUAUGAGCUGAUCCUAGGUCAGUCCUGAGUGGCAUCUAUCUACCAACUCUCUACCUUUCAGACAGAGAUCUCAAACUCUAGUCCUGGAGGACAGCCAUGUCAAUGAGAUUGUUUUUGUGGUUUCCUUUCAAUGGGCAGCUAAUUUGGGCCAGGAUAAAAGGUGUGGUCUCUUUAGCCAAGAGCACACUGAAAACUGGCAGACACUGUAGCCCUCUGGGAUUACAGUUUGAUCAUUUUCUUUAAAAGCUGAUCCCAGGUCAGGCUUGGUGACACUCUUCGGAAAUUACAAAGGUAAAAAACCUGAUCAAUCAUGAUGUGACAGUGAGGUUUCGCAAAGGCAAAAAAAUGGCCAAGCUAGCAUCCUACUUUUAGCAACUCAGUGAUUUGUUAUCUGUGGACAGAAAAAACUUGGUUCAAAUGAGUUGCUCCAUCCACUGGGUGGUUCAGGAACCUUACUCUCCCUGCUAGAAACAAUUGACAAACUUUCAUCAGCUCCCCUCCAAAAUUAACGUAAUGUAGUAUCUCUGUUUGAAAUACACACUUCUAUUGUGAUGAAAUAAUAGUUACCAUGCAACAGCUGAUACGUCUGGGACAUGCUAUUAUUUGCACAUGGCAGGUUCAACCAUCCUUACAAUAUUGCCUGCUUUUGGACUUCAUACAUGUUACUAAUUGUCAUGGCCAGAGGAACAGAGUGGGCAACCAGGCGAUACGAGGUACAGCUGGCACUCAGCCAACCAGCAGAGCACCCCAACCCAAACACAGGUGAGGUGUUCAAGUUGAAGUAGCCUCAGAAUCCAGACGAUGAGGUCUCGAGAGAUCUCGAGAUACUCUCGUCUUACUGUCUAGGAACAGCACUGACCAUAGCGGUGAUAGGACUGGCCACACCAGGAACGUGACAACCUCGACAGAGGGGUGGUUUGAGGAAGUUUGAAACGCAUGCAUCCUCUCCCUGUCCAAUCAUUUCCCUGUAUCUCACAGUUAACCACCAUAAAAAACUUUAGACCCUGUCUUCAGUCUACUUGGUGUGAUUGGUUAGAAAGUAUGGCUUACUCCCUGAAAAGCAGGAACGUUUAUGGCUUUGAAUUGCAAUUCUAUCACUUGGCCUACAGGAGUGAGGUGUUAUUAUUACAUUGUAUUACACUACUGGCAUUUAGCAGACACUCUUGUUCAGAGGCCACAACAUUUUUACAUGACAUUUUGCAGCUGGAUAUAUACUGAAGCAGUUUUUGGUUAACUACCUUGCUUACAAUGGUGCAAUGGCAGUACCCCACCAGGGAAUCGACCCUGCAACCUUAAGGUUACCAGCACCAUUCCUUACCGAUUGUACUACACUCCCAUUAAGCUGCCACUCUGGGCUGCUGUCUGUCAAAUCUGCUGGGAAAGCAGUGCUGGAAACCACAUCUCAAAACCUUCAGGUCUGGGUAGCCAGCAAAUCCCACCCCCCCUUCCCAAUGUAUAUGGACCCCGGAAUAAAGAGGCCAUUUUCCAUCUCCCUGGCCAUAUGUUGCUUUUGGUUAUCCCUCUGAGCAGGUGCUAAUCACUACUAGGUGGUGGCAUAGCGUCUGUUCACUUAUGAAUUGCGUUGAGGGACAUCAAACAUACAUCAGGCUCAGUUACCUAUUAAAUGAAGCAAUAAAUGGCAAUUUAAUACUUGUGUAUGUUGUGUAUAUACUGUCAUGUUUAUGUUGUGGGGCAGAGCUACUGGGAACCUGGUGUGCUGGUUUUCGUUAUAACUGAACACUGAAUUGAUCAGUUAAAGCAGUUGCUUGCACUGUUACGCACCAAUGAAAACGAGCAGACAAUAUGGCCGUCCAGAGCUGUGAUUGGAUAGCGCUCUUACCAGGUCAUUCCUUAGUUCUUUUUACAGUACUGUUCUGUAUUUGUUGUAGUGCAGUCAUUCGAGUGGCCACUGCAAUGGGCAGGGCCUAAGUUAAUCGUUGCACGUAAUGUUCUGGUUUCAUUACUGCUUUUCAAAUUAAUGCAUUUUUGCUUUUUAUUUGUUUCGGUAAAACCAUGAGCCACAUUUCUUCGGCUGCUGUGCACUUUUUGUGGUAGUAUUUGCAUGGGGUGAUUAUGUGUAAAGAUCUAUGUAAAAAAAGGGUCAAAGUGUAGGGUUGUAACUGAAUUAUUAAUGUUUUGUGAGUUAUUUGUCUAUACAAUUCAUUCAUUUUCUUAGCUCAAAUCCAUUAUUUAAAUAAUACAAUGCAAAUAACAGGGCAUUUAGCAUAUGCUUUUAACCAGAGUGACUUAGAUGCUCCUUGCUCAAGGGUACAACAACAGGCCCUAAUUAUUCCCCCUGGGGAAAAAAAUCCACAACCGAGUCAUAAGUCUAGUUCUUUAAACUACACUACCACUCUGUUGCUAUUGUUUGAUGUCACAUUUAUUUUUGUAUGUAUGUUCAAUAAAAUAAUAAUAAUAAUAAAUUGGGGGGAAAUUAA
Molecule: messenger RNA, 5009 nt
Organism: Anguilla anguilla (European eel)
Lineage: Eukaryota; Metazoa; Chordata; Actinopteri; Anguilliformes; Anguillidae
Gene: nxnl1
Product: nucleoredoxin like 1
Exons: 3
Coding region: 350-1009 (219 amino acids)
Biological process (GO): photoreceptor cell maintenance
Cellular component (GO): mitochondrion
Source: RefSeq, a predicted model, not a curated record